GCGCAAGAUCCGAGGAGGCAAAACAUGGGCUGACAUCCCUACAGCUGUUACCAUAAUACUGGUAGAUCAGCCAGGCACGUCGAGGUCUUUUUGCGGCCUCUUAUCGUUAGAUCCGCUCGCGGACCGCGAAUUGCAGUGACGGAUGUCGUCGACGUUCGGCUCCAUUCCGUAUCUCUUUCUUGUCCAGCAACGCCUCUUCAAACGCUCCUGCUACCAUAGACAGAAUGAAUUUCAUAGGCUUGUGGUCUUUAGCCCUCUUGGGCAGUCAGUUCACUUCCGUCAUCGCCACUCCUCUUCGUGUUCCGCAAGUUCCUUUUGCUGAACCAUCAUUACUCCCUCAAGACGAAACGGUCCAAAAAUGGACGUCUCAAGAUGUAAAAGACCAGGAGAUGGCCAAGCUCUUGAACCAAUAUGCUCCGAUUUUUAAACUAUCUAAAGACGAACGAUAUUUUCCUAGCUCAGUAGAUUAUAUGCUCCCACAUUAUAGCUUUAUAGAGGAUGUUUCAGGCGACACAUACCCUGCUAACCACACUAUUUUAACUCCAUGUCAUUUAGACACCCUCCCUUUAGCCGGAGCAUAUUUGUUUCUCUCAAUAAACGAACCUCAUAAUCCCCAGCCAUCUCUACUUGAAAAAGAAUCGCAUUACCUCUAUGGUCCUGCAGGCCAAGAGGAAGAAUUGGAGAAGAGGAAGAAAAACAACGAAAGAGGAAGGAUAGAAGAACCAGUAUACGGGUUUUGGGUCGAUCAAAAUAGGGGGGUUGUGGAUCUGUGGUAUUGGGCUUUCUACCCUCUCAAUUUUGGGAAGCCAGCAGGUCGCCUCGGAAUACUAGGUAACCAUGUCGCCGACUGGGAGCACUUGCGUGUGCGGAUUGUAGACGGCGUGCCCGUGUCUGCGGAUUAUAGUACGCAUGAAGGCGGACGUCUUAGUGCAGGGACAGUCCGGUGGGAGGACGUUGAAAAAGUCCAUGAUCGACCUGUGGCAUAUGUAGCGAUGGGCAGCCAUGGAGUAUGGCCAGAACCGGGUGAUCAUGUUUAUGCCGAUCUGGGGAACAUCUUCAAGAUUGUCGACAAAACCGACGACGAAGGUCCCAUCUGGGAUACUUUGGACAACGUUAUCCCCGUACGCUACUGGGCUAAUGCUCAUGACAGGACGAGAGUGAGACAUGCUGGUAAAGAUAGUUGGAGGAAUUUUAAGGGCCGGUGGGGUAAUAAAGGAGAGACUGAUUGUUGGUGGCACCCUAUCACUGGGUUUUGCCAGGUUGUUGAUGCUCCCCCUGGGCCUAACCGUGAUUUCGGCGUACCUCCCGAGUGCAUUGUCGCACCCCGCGCUACCGAAUACUCAACAUAUAAUUUUUACCUAUCUUCCCACGCCGUUGAAUGGGCUGAAGAAAAUGGCAUCACAAUGGUCGAAGUAGAACAAACCUGUGAAAGGCCUAGGCGAGGUAAGGGUGAUGAUGAUACGUCGGUCGAAGAUGUAGAGACUUGGAGCACAAAGGGAUCGAUUUUGUUCAGAGGCAAGGACCAACAUUCAGCUCAUUUGCCCGAGUGUAAGGGCGUUCAGAGCUCAGUAAGAGGAUACAGGAUAUCUUUAUGCCUCAUCAACGGUCAGUGCUUGACUACUUCACGUGAGAGACGGAUUUGUUCGUAUGAACCGGGAGAAAGGGGCAAUAAACCUGGAGGUGCGGUGAUUGUGAACGAUAUUGAUGACUGGAGAUGGAACUAUUGAGACGUUAUACAGUACUCGAGAACAGAUAUAUUGUAGAAUACAAGUGUAAUUAUAUUAGUAAUGAGACGAACGCCCAUGAUACGUAGGUCAAUAGAUUCAUGACGAGAGAUGAGUAGUAUUAUGCAUUUAGCAAUCCC
Cryptococcus deneoformans JEC21 is the source of this 1864-nucleotide messenger RNA. RefSeq names its product protein-vacuolar targeting-related protein, putative. Bases 225 to 1727 code for a protein of 500 amino acids. Lineage: Eukaryota; Fungi; Basidiomycota; Tremellomycetes; Tremellales; Cryptococcaceae. The record is from RefSeq and is a predicted model, not a curated record. The transcript is spliced from 13 exons.